CCACGACCCAGGCUGGACGCCGCGCGAGUAAACCCGUGUCGAGCUCCGGGGCUGACAGCUGGGAGGCAGCUGGUGCAGGCGGCGCCCCUCGACGAUGCCCCCUCCUCGCCCACUCCCGGGACCGCAUCCAUCUCUUUAAGGGAAGCCAGUUUCACCCGGUGUCUUCCAUCCCUGCCCAAGUCCUGGCAAUCCCACUGGUCACAGCAAGGUAGAAGUAGAAUGAGCUGCAGCCUUCGGUUUUCACACACUAAAGACAGAUGAAACCGGAGCCAGAGUGGCCUCCGCACUCCUCACUUCCAGACUUUUCUUGUCCCUUUGACCUGUAACUCAAUGACCUUAUUGGCCAAGUCUCUCUUCUACCUAUCAGAGCCACCUAGACAAGGUCCCUGAGGUCAAGUGAACACCUUUGUCCCCCUCAGCAGACUCUAACCUCAACAUGGAACAACCUCAGGCAGAGCCCCCAGCACCUAGUAAGGCCAGUAGUGUAGAAACUGUUGAAUCUGAAAAACAUGAGGCCCUGUCCGGACCAGAAAAAAACCCGCAGGACAAACCUCGGGACAAAGGUGGUGCAGAGGCUGAUGGGGCAGCUGGAGAACAGGAGCCAGAAGACCAAGCUUUGCCACCAGCUGAGGAUGCAGAUUCGGGAAAUCUUGAGUGCCCUCCUCCUGAAGCUAGCUCAAGUACGUGUGGGACGUCACCUGAGACAGAGACAAGAGAGAUGAGUUCUAAGCCACAGGAGCUUCCCCAGUCCCCCAGGACCCAACAGCCUGAUCUGGAUCUCUACUGUGUCAAGUGGAUCCCCUGGAAGGGAGAACGGACCCCCAUCAUCACCCAGAGCACCAAUGGCCCUUGUCCUCUCCUGGCCAUCAUGAACAUCCUCUUUCUUCAGUGGAAGGUGAAGCUGCCCCCUCAGAAGGAAAUGAUCACAUCAGAUGAGCUCAUGACACAUCUUGGAAACUGCCUCCUAUCCAUCAAGCCCCAGGAGAAGUCUGAGGGCCUUCAACUUAACUUUCAGCAGAAUGUGGAUGAUGCAAUGACAGUACUCCCUAAACUGGCCACAGGUCUGGAUGUCAAUGUGCGAUUCACAGGCGUCUCUGACUUUGAGUACACACCCGAAUGCAGUAUCUUUGACUUGCUGGGCAUACCUCUGUACCAUGGCUGGCUUGUUGAUCCACAGUUUGUUUUUGCCCCACCCCAUCCUUCUCCCCAGAGUCCUGAGGCUGUGAGUGCUGUUGGGAAACUGAGUUACAACCAGCUGGUAGAGAAAAUCAUCACCUGUAAACACUCCAGUGACCUCAACCUCGUGACAGAAGGCUUGAUUGCAGAGCAGUUCCUGGAGACCACUGCAGCGCAGCUGACCUACCAUGGCCUGUGUGAGCUUACAGCAACUGCUAAGGAAGAUGAACUCAGUGUCUUUUUUCGAAACAACCACUUUAGCACGAUGACUAAGCACAAGAGUCACUUGUACCUCCUGGUCACGGACCAGGGUUUUCUACAGGAGGAGCAGGUGGUGUGGGAGAGCCUGCACAAUGUGGAUGGCGACAGUUGCUUUUGUGACUCUGACUUUCACCUAAGUCAUUCCCUAGGCAAAAGCCAUGGGGCGGAAGGUGGAGGCGGCUCUCCAGAGAAGCAGCUGCAGGUGGACCAGGACUAUCUUAUUGCCUUGUCCCUGCAGCAGCAGCAGCCACAAGGCACGCUGGGCCUUAGCGACCUGGAACUGGCCCAGCAACUUCAACAAGAGGAGUAUCAACAGCAGCAGGCAGUUCAACCUGGGCAUACAAGGGCCCCUUCUCCCCAGGGGAGAGGAACCACAUCUGGACGCCCAGCUGGUGAUCGGCGGCAGAGGUCGAAGCCCGAGUCAGACUGUGUUUUACUCUAGCUCUGCCCCACGCAGCGUGGGCCCACCCCGUAUUUCAGAGGCUGUGACUGGUUUGCUUGCAGGAUCCCCCACCUCAACCCCUGAGGCAUACAGGGUAACUUAUAUGCACUGCCGGGGGCCAGAGCAGGCAACAAGGUCGAACUCAGCACGGUCCUUGCCCUACUGUGUUGCUGUCCUUCUCUUCGAGCCAGGGCCACAUGGGGAUGUGGGGCUGGGUGGUCUCUGGUUCCCAACCCCCUUUCCUGGAAUAUUCGCAUGAAUAUACAGACCCAGGCUGAUAGGUGAGGUACCUAACUGGAAUGAAUCUGUGUCCCUGCCUGCCCGGUUGCCCCUGGCCACCCGGCAGGCCCUUCUCCGUUUGUUUUAGGGUUUGAUUUGGGUUUCUGUCUUUAUUAUUUUUAAUGCCUUCCUUGGGGGUUGGUAAUAAAACUUCUUUCCUGAGA
Molecule: messenger RNA, 2322 nt
Organism: Cricetulus griseus (Chinese hamster)
Lineage: Eukaryota; Metazoa; Chordata; Mammalia; Rodentia; Cricetidae
Source: RefSeq, a predicted model, not a curated record